Messenger RNA from Quercus lobata, 774 nucleotides. Its product is annotated as probable NAD(P)H-dependent oxidoreductase 1. NCBI's taxonomy places the organism in Eukaryota, Viridiplantae, Streptophyta, Magnoliopsida, Fagales, Fagaceae. The record is from RefSeq and is a predicted model, not a curated record. Bases 1 to 774 code for a protein of 257 amino acids. The transcript has 4 exons. Gene Ontology annotation, molecular function: oxidoreductase activity.
AUGAGGAACAAUCAGGUGCGUUUGAACUGUGGAAUAACAAUGCCUGUCAUUGGACUAGGCACUUAUUCCUCCCAAAAUGAUAGGGAGACAACAGAAUUAGCCAUUCAUAUGGCCCUCAAGUUGGGUUACAGGCAUUUUGAUACAGCAAAAAUAUAUGGGUCCGAGCCAGCAGUGGGAAAUGCUUUAAGAAAGGCAAUUCUUGAUAAGACAAUAGAAAGAGAAGACGUUUUUGUUACAUCUAAACUCUGGGGGAGUGAUCACCAUGAUCCUGUUUCAGCACUCAAGCAAACUCUACAGAACUUGGGAAUGGAAUAUUUGGACUUGUACCUAGUGCACUGGCCAGUUAAGUUGAAGCCAUGGGCUUGUGAUUCAGUUCCAAAAGAAGAGGACUUUGAAAAACUAGACCUUGAGUCCACCUGGGCUGGAAUGGAGAAGUGCAUGGAGAUGGGGUUGUGUAGGUGCAUUGGUGUGAGCAAUUUCUCUAGCAAGAAGAUCGAACGACUGGUAGAUUUUGCUUCAGUGUCUCCAGCCGUCAAUCAGGAUUUAAGACUAGAGCUCCCUCCAAACCAAGAUUAUUCCAAACUAGCAGACCUCACCCUUCUAGGUAAACUUAUCACAUCGAAGUCCAUUGGCCUCAAUGCAGUUAAAGAGGUCACAAUAAAGGCAUGGAAACCGGUGUUCCCCAUGGAAGUUAAACGAUUUAGCAAGGAGGUUUUCAUUUUCUCCUUCCAACAUGAAGCAGAUCUGCAUAGAGCUUUCACAAAGAGGCCGUGA